Messenger RNA from Caretta caretta (loggerhead turtle), 3991 nucleotides. RefSeq names its product CD28 molecule (gene CD28). The record is from RefSeq and is a predicted model, not a curated record. NCBI's taxonomy places the organism in Eukaryota, Metazoa, Chordata, Testudines, Cheloniidae. Gene Ontology annotation, cellular component: external side of plasma membrane; membrane. Gene Ontology annotation, biological process: immune response; T cell activation; T cell receptor signaling pathway.
AGUAUGUAGAUCAAGUGCUCUGGAGGGGGAAAGGAGAGGAGAGAGAGAAUGUGUGAGUGACUGAACAGUCUAGCCCCACCAGGUUGGCUUGUGGUUCAUUCUUCAGAUUUCUUUGUGGGGGUGGCAUCUAAAUUUGCAGCCCACCAUUAUCAUCAUGAUAGUCUGGAUACUCGCUGCUCUCAGCUUCAUUCAAGCUGCUGAAGUAACAGAAAACAAGAUUUUGGUGGAACAGCCGCCUCGAAUCAUGGCAUUUAAUAAAAAUGCUACCUUGGCUUGCAAAUAUGCCUAUAAUGGAACUGGGAACGAAUUCAGAGCAUCACUGAAUAAAGGAACAGACAGAGCAGUUGAAGUCUGCUCUGUUUCCUGGAAUGGUUCCUUCCACAACCAUCAUUCAAAUAAAGAAUUCAACUGCCUUGUGGCAGUUGAUAGCCAUACAAAGCAAGUGAAUUUCAGUCUUUGGAAGCUGAAUACCGACCAAACAGAUAUUUACUUCUGCAAAAUUGAGGUCAUGUUUCCACCUCCUUACAUCUACAAUGACAAGAGCAAUGGGACCGUCAUUCAUGUGGCAGAGAUGCUCCUCCAAUCACCAGAAAUUGAAUCUGCAACACCCUUCUGGGCUCUGGUGGUGACUCUUGGAUUUCUGGCUUUCUACAGUGUGCUAAUAACUGCAGCGUUUGUUAUCUGCUGGUGGAAAAACAAGAGGAACAGAAUCCUGACGAGUGACUACAUGAACAUGACGCCACGCCAUCCUCCUGGCCCAAAGAAUAAGCAUUACCAACCCUACGCGCCAACUCGGAUACACACUGAAUACCGUUCUUGGGAACCAUGACUAUCUGCUUACCAAGCUGCUAAUACCCCUGGUGUGCUUUUACUCUGCCGUGUGCACUUGGACGUGAAAGGACAGCCUGCCAUUAGUUUGUCAUAUCUGUUAUAUUUGAUGACAUCUCUACAUCAUAGCAAGUACCGGUCAAACUUUAAUUGAUGCUGUGUAAAAGCAGGUUGUUUUCGCUGAUGGCUGAAAACUAGCUACAAUUCAUGUUCACGCUUGAUGGUGGGUAAGGGGGAAAGAUAACACUGGAUCCAGUACAGGGUAUAUUGUUCACUGUUGCAACUACUGAGCUUUCCCAAUCACUUUUGCCUUAUAUUGAACGUUAAUUUCUACUUAGAAGUAUGUUUGACUUGAAGAAUUAUAAAUCUCUGAAUCACAGCCCUAGUUGGUUACCAUUAAAUAUGGUACCAAGCAAACUGUUGAUGCAAAAAUUGAUCCCCUCUCACUUCAAAGAGGAGAACGCAGUUUCAAGUUCCAAACAUAUGCUUAAAAGAAUAGGGGAGGGUUUCAGCUGAAGGGAAAAGUCAGCUGCGAGCCAUGUGGACCAUUAGAUUAUUCCACAGGUGGGCUGUAAUGACAGAUCGAGCACACUUGAAAUCCACUAUACAUUAAAUGUGUGAUUCUUAAGUUCUUAAACUGGUAACUGUGUAAUAUUUGUAAGGGGAGAGGACCCCCUAUGAAACAAUUUCAUACAGUGAGAAGGCAAUCAACCUGCAAGGCAGGUCUGGAACAACAGGGGACGAAGAAAGAUCUGCAGUCAUCAUGAAGAGAACCCUUUUGCAUUAUGUUGGCCUACAACAAGGAAACACCAGGGCUUGGCCAAAGUCAUAGGAGAAGCAGGUGAUAAAAUCCUCAUUAGAGCUUACUGAGGGCUGAUUUUCAAAAGUGGGCCAGAUUUUUGAGUGCUCAGCACACACUAUCGGGGACCGAUUUUUAGCUGAGCUGAGAACCCAGUGUGCACACAACAUCUCCUGAAAAUCUGUCCAUGUAGUCUGGUGCCUACAUAGCAGCUGAGCUUUUUUUAAAAUCUGGCCACAAUGCUGAGUGAUCAGAUCAUUUGAAAAUUUGCUCCUAAACACCCUAUGAACUCCCUCAACUCCCACUGCAGUCAAGAGGAACUGAAAGCUCAGCACUUUGCAGGAGCUGUUCAGUACCUUGAAGGAUCAGGCUCUAACUGGGGCUUACUGUUCUUAUAUAGACUUUUCUCUUGGCAUGUUCCAUGGAGGAGUAAAACAAGGGCUAGAAUAAAACUUGUUCACUGAUUUUCAUGUGGCAUGUUGCCUUUAAUGAUGACUCCCAAACUGCAGUAGGGUCAGCUCAACACAAAAGCUACUCCCAAGCUUAGAAGAAGAGGUUCCUUUACUGGUUCUCUCCAUUCCUUCUAGAGCUGAGCAAAAGACAGAAUUUAUGUCCGUGUGAAAAUUCUGAUAAUUCUACAUUUGUUUUCGUCUUGAACCAGAACAAAAAGAUCCCUGGCUUCGAUCUUCCACAAAGCUUACGGGCAACCCUAAACCACCUCCGCACAAACCAUGGCAGAUGCGGAUACUUGAUACACUAAUGGAACUGUGCAGCUGAGGUCACCCAGAACAGUCCAUGGAACAUAAAACAAUUCAAUGCCUGAUUCACAAAUACAGAGGAGGCAUCACAGCAAUAUACUCCGCCACUCUUGAUGCAAUUACCAGACAACCACCUAAAUGUAAAAUUAUAGUUGUUGCUCUAUAGCUACACAUCAGCCAUAUGAAGAAGAAGGACAAAAAUCUGAAAUACCAAUUUUUUUCACAAAACAGAAAUUCCAAAAAAAUUUGAUUCAGAAAUGGUGAAACAGUCCAAGUCAACGUUUUCAAUAGAAAUGCAAUGUUUUGACAUUCCUGACUCAAAAUGUUUCAUUUAAUUUUGUUGAUCUGACUGGAAAUGCAUAGUUUUAGUCAGUUCAACAUUAAACUGCAUUUUCUUACAGAGCCACAUUGCCUCAUGGGAAUUUAGUUCAGGAGUCUGAUGCUCUUGUUCUCAACUAUGGACCAGGCUCUCUGGCUGGACUACAUUUCCCAUGAUACAACUGCAGUAAUGUGAGUCCCAUGGCAGACUACUCAGCUUGGUCAGAGAGGAGACAGUGUUGCAUCAUGGGAAAUAUAGUCAGGCCUGGGAGUCCAAUCCAUUGGGUGGAGCGGAGGCUGGAGGCAAACUCCGAGUCCCAUGAGCCAAUGCAGCAAAAUAGGAAAAUGCAGUUUAAUUUUGAACUGACUCAGAAUGAAACAUUUCUGGUCAGUUUAAUAAAUGGAAAUAUUCCAACUGAGGUUGAACCAACCCUGAGCUCAGUAUUUUGAUUUGGGUUCCAAAGGGAAGGGAAAAAAUCAGAAAUUCAGGAAAACUGAAAUUUUCCUACCGAAAAUAUUUUUGCAGAAAUUGCAUUUCCUGUCAGAAAAUCAUUCUGGCGGAAGCAGGUAACUCCAUUGUCCCGAGCGCAAAGCAGGAACUGUGCUGAGAUGCCGAGCGUCACAGUCUGGGCCCUGCUUCUUCCUUGUGCCAUGGGAGAAGUGAGCGGUGCCGCUCCUUUUGCUGCCACAGCCUACUUUGUCUCUCUGACCUAGUUCCAGUGCAGUGGCUGGUGCCUUGGGAGGGGUGGAGCCAAAGCGCUGCCCACCCCCUGCCUUCGCAGCCUGUCCACUCCCUUCAUGGAUGGGGGGAAUGGCAGGCCAGUGGCAGCUACCUGCCCCACUGUCUAGGGCCUAGCAAUUUGGGUGGCCUGUGCAGCGGAGUAAGGAGAUUCCUUACUCCCCUGCAGCAGAACUCAUACGUGAGUCCUCCAUGGCAAUUUUAUGGAUAUCAUCAUAUAAUCACUGACUGCGUCAUCUUACUGACCUUCUGAGCCACAAAUCACUGCCAAGGAUUUCAUCCUGUAAUUUAACAGAGUGCUGCAAUCAGAAUAUACUGUGAAAAUAACGUCUUCUACUCUGGCACAAGUAUAGCAGACAAAUAUGUACAGAAAGCAAAAAUACACAGGGGCAAAAAAUUUCUGGUUUAAAAUUGCAUAUGCAUUUCCAGACGCGAGAAGCGUGUAUAUUUCAUUGUGUCCCCAUGCCUUGGAGUUUUUACUGUACUUUUAUAAUCUUCUUUUAAAACUGUUAAAUAGAUGCUGUAAAUUAAAUUUUGAAUACGUUGUAA